Messenger RNA from Xenia sp. Carnegie-2017, 2756 nucleotides. Its product is annotated as DNA polymerase kappa-like. NCBI's taxonomy places the organism in Eukaryota, Metazoa, Cnidaria, Anthozoa, Malacalcyonacea, Xeniidae. Gene Ontology annotation, molecular function: DNA-directed DNA polymerase activity; damaged DNA binding. The record is from RefSeq and is a predicted model, not a curated record. Gene Ontology annotation, cellular component: nucleus. Gene Ontology annotation, biological process: error-prone translesion synthesis.
AAAAGCCGUUCAGGGAAAAAAAACUCCAACAAACAUGGCGGACGAAGAUGACUUCAACCUUUCUUCUGAUGAAGAUUUCUUAAACGAUUGGAAAUUUGAUGAAAAUUAUAAUUUAUCUUUUUUAUCACGAGAUGUUUCUUCCAACGUACCUAUGAAUAAUGAAAAAACCCCAACUUUUCUUGAGAACGUUUCUAAAAUAUUCUGUGACAAUGAUCAAAAUGACGGUCAAAGUUCCAUUAUGAAAGUGUCUCGAAUGGAUUUAAACACGACUAAAGCGGGAAUGGAUGGGUUGGACAAAAAUAAAAUCAACCAAAUAAUUUACGAAGCCAGCAAAGGCUCAAAGUUUUACGAAAAUGAGAGAAAGAAAGAACAGCAGGUUCAGAAACGUAUUACAGAACUGCGAAGAAAAAUGGUUUUGUUCACUGCUGAGCAGAGAAACAAAGCCCAUCAAUUCACAGAUAAACUAGUUCAGGAGUUAGAGAAAGGUCGUGACUUGUCAAGGAUUAUUGUCCACGUAGACAUGGAUGCAUUUUUUGCUGCUGUGGAGAUGAGGGAUGACCCAAGUUUGAAAUCGAAACCAAUGGCUGUUGGUGGAAAUGCGAUGCUUUCCACAUCAAACUACUUGGCUCGACGUUUUGGCGUGCGCGCUGCAAUGCCCGGGUUUAUUGCUAAAAAGUUGUGUCCAAAUUUGAUCAUUGUACCCUUAAAUUAUGAAAAAUAUAAAGAAGUCAGUUAUGAAAUAAGAGAUAUUUUUGCUGAGUACGAUCCAAACUUUUUACCCACGAGUCUUGACGAAGCAUAUUUGGAUAUUACACAUUAUGUUAGGAGUCGUCAAAGGAAGACAUCGAAAGUUGAUACUUCUGUAGAACAACAUGAACGUCAAAUGAAGAGCCCAAAAGAUCAGUCCACUGACGAGAGAAUGUUUGAUGGAGACGUUUACAACACAGUGGAAGAGGUCGUAAAAGAAAUGAGACGAAAAAUUGAAGAUAGAACCCAACUUACUGCUAGUGCAGGUAUCGCAUCAAAUAUGUUUCUCGCCAAGGUUUGCUCUGACAGAAAUAAGCCAAAUGGUCAGUUCUUUCUGAAGCCAGAAAAAGAGGAGAUCAUGAGGUUUGUCUCUGAAUUACCUCUGAGGAAAGCGUAUGGAAUUGGCCGCGUUAGCGAGCAAAUACUUACAUCCGUUUUAGAUGUUAAGACAUGUUCUCAGCUUUACGAUCGACGCGGAUUAAUGCAGCUUCUCUUUACUCCAACUGCAUUACGAUCCUACCUAGAAAUAUCUCUUGGUCUUGGAUCUAAUGUCGUCGACGUUGACCGUGAAAGGAAAAGCAUAAGCACAGAAACUACAUUUAAGGAAAUAAACAAACUCGAAGAUCAUUUAGGAAAAUGUCGCGAGCUUUGUGAAGAACUCUCGCAAAGUCUUAAAACGUAAACUCCAAGAAAAAUUGGCGUAAAAUUGAAGACGAUUAAUUUUGAAGUUAAGACAAGAAUAAGCACGGCCGCGUUUCCUGUUCAAAGAUCAGAGGAGUUAUUCUCACACGCAAAAAAACUCAUCCUUAAUGAAAUCCGUUCGUGUAUCCCGGAGCCAUUGCGUUUGAGGUUGAUGGGUGUUAGAGCUGCUGAAUUAUGUGAGAAGAUUGGAAAUGACGGUAAACAACUAACCAUCACGAGUUUGAUGAAGAAUGAAAGAACGGGUAUAGUGCAACCAUCAAAACCGUCACCGUGUUUCUCCUCCAAAGAAACCGAGAGCGAUGUUUGUGAUUUGACGGAAAGUGCGCAAUCGUCGUCGGCUCAGGUAUUCGAGACAUCAAAAAAACUCAAUUCCAAAGGACUUCCCAAUGUGGUUGACAAAUACGAGAAAUCUGACCAAUCAUCGAAGCCUGAUGUUGUUACAUCCCAACCUGCAGCAUUUAAAUGCCCUGUAUGUGGGAAGAACUUCACAUUUAAAUUUGGUGAUCCACUACUACAAAUGAAUACACAUGUUGACACUUGUCUGAAGAAACAAGAUCUACUCAAGAAUUCUGGAAACCAAAAGAUCCACGGAAAGUCGAUAACAAAGAAACGCAAACGAGAACCAUCACACACAAAGAACUGCAAACGCAAACCUAUGGACCGUUUCCUCGCAAAAUAAAAACGAGUUACGUUUCGUGGCAAAAGGUACAGGUUUACUAUGAUGGUAAGGUGUUAAAAAAAUCUGAAAUAUUGAAAACAUAGACAGGAUAUCAAUAAUGUGCAGGGAUCCUCUGGACAUGCUUAUGGACAAUUCCUUUUUUCUUUUCACAGAUCAAAAACUUCUUGUGGCAUUUAGCUGCAACUUUUGGAUGUUGUUAGCUUGAACAAAUAAUUAUAGUAUUUGCUGAAUUGGCAACUUUUUCAAAUCUUCUAUUGCGCUGACAGUCGUUUCAAGUUCUUUCUGAAGCUUGGAUAUUGAUUCAUUUAUACAAUUUUCAACCUCUCCAGAUAAUUGAAAACCAGCGUUCUGCAAGGGAAGAUAUGUCAUACAUACACUAACAAUUUGUGAAAAGCCAAUCAACAAGAACAAUGUAUUUUGUUUCACUUACUUUAAAUUUAACAACAAGACCUUUAAGGUUAAGUUUGGAAGAUGACAACAGCUGGAUGGCUUUUCUAUUUUCUUUUUCCCCUUUGACAGCUUCGCGAUACGCUAAAUGUAUUUAGAAUUAGGAUAUAAAAAAAAUUGUAAUAAUAUAAUACAUAAAAGAAGCUAAAAAUAUACUCUGUAUCAUUUACGCAUCUUUAAA